AUGGCGGCCGCGGCGGUCGCGGCGGCGGCGGCUGCUGCUGCGACGGCUGCGACGGCGGCCGCGGCGGCCACCCCCGCGGCACCCCCGGCCGCGGUUCCCUCCGCGGGCGCGGGGCGAGGGAGCGGCGCCGGUACCGCGCGCGGCUUCUACUUCAACACGGUGCUGUCGCUGGCGCGGUCGCUGGCCGUGCAGAACCCGGCGCCGCUGGAGAAGGUACAGAAACUGCUCUGCAUGUGCCCAGUGGAUUUCCAUGGCAUCUUCCAGUUAGACGAACGUCGCAGAGAUGCUGUUAUUGCUUUGGGAAUCUUUCUAAUCGAAUCUGACCUGCAGCACAAGGAUAAUGUGGUUCCUUACCUCCUCCGACUUCUGAAGGGCCUUCCCAAAGUCCAAUGGAUCGAAGAAAGCAAUGCACGGAAAGGCAGAGGCUUGCUUCCAGUUGCAGAAAACUUCAGCUUCUGCUUGGUAACGUUGCUGUCAGACGUUGCUUACAGGGAUGCGUCUCUCAGAGAGCAGAUUUUGGAUGCCAUUCUACAAGUAAUGCAGUUCCUGUUGGGAAUGUGCCAGACCCCACAAAUGCAUGACAAAGAGUACUUAUGCAAGUAUGCAGUGCCCUGCCUGCUGGGCAUUUCCCGGGCCUUCGGGCGCUACAGCAAUUCCGAGGAGGCUCUCCUCUCAAAGCUCUUCCCAAAACUCCCUCCACAUGCCCUGAGAGUUCCAGAAGAGCUUGAAGGAAUUCGCCGACGAUCCUUUAAUGAUUUCAGAUCCAUCCUGCCCAGUUCUCUGCUCACUGUUUGCCAGGAAGGAACGCUAAAGAGAAAGACUAGCAGUGUGUCCAGCAUCUCUCAGGUUAGUCCUGAACGUGGGGUUCCCCCUCCCAGCUCUCCUGGAGGAUCUGCAAUUCAUUACUUUGAAGGUUCAUAUCUUCCUGAUGGGAGUGCACUGGAUCCCGAUUAUUACUUCUCUACAAUCAGCUCCAGCUUUUCAGUUUCUCCUCUCUUCAAUGGCAUCAACAACAAAGAGUUCAACAUCCCCCUGGAAAUGCUCCGCCAGCUGCUGAACAUGGUCAAACAGAUCGUUGGGGAUUCUCUGCUGAAGACCUUGGAUGCAGUUGUGGCUGAAGUCUCAGAGAUGGGUGCUAGUACAGAUCUCUACUAUAAAGCAUUCAGUGACCCUCUGUACCUUGCUCAGUUUAAAAUGCUGAGGGACACAUUAUACUACAUGAAAGAUCUUCCCAACUCGUUUGUGAAGGAAAUCCAUGAUUUUGUACUAGAGCAAUUCAACAGCAGUCAGUCAGAGCUGCAGAAAAUCCUUCACGACGUGGAUCGGCUGCACAACGAACUGAGCCCUCUGAAGCUGCGCUGUCAGGCCAAUGCUGCCUGUGUGGAUCUCAUGGUGUGGGCUGUCAAAGAUGAGCAAAGUGCAGAAAACCUGUGCAUCAAGUUAUCGGAGAAGCUGCAGUCAAAAACCUCAAGCAAAGUCAUCAUUGCUCACUUGCCACUGCUGAUUUGCUGUUUGCAGGGUCUGGGCCGUUUGUGCGAGAGGUUCCCUGUUGUGGUUCAUUCUGUCAAUCCAUCCUUGAGAGACUUCCUUGUGAUACCUUCCCCAGUGCUUGUGAAGCUUUACAAGUAUCACAGCCAGUAUCACACAGUAGGUGGUAAUGACAUCAAGAUUAGUGUAACCAAUGAACAUUCAGAGUCCACCCUCAGUGUGAUGCCUGGCAAGAAAAGUCAACCAUCCAUGUAUGAGCAGCUGCGUGACAUCGCCAUAGACAACAUCUGCAGGUGCUUGAAAGCUGGCUUGACUAUAGAUUCUGUGAUCGUGGAGGCCUUUCUUGCCAGUUUGUCUAACCGGCUGUACAUCUCUCAAGAGAGUGAUAAGGAAGCUCAUUUGAUUCCUGACCACACAAUUCGUGCUCUAGGGCACAUUGCAGUGGCACUGAGGGACACCCCAAAAAUGAUGGAACCCAUCCUACAGAUCCUACAGCAGAAGUUCUGCCAACCACCUUCUCACCUUGAUGUUCUCAUCAUUGAUCAGCUGGGCUGCUUGGUCAUCACUGGAAAUCAAUACAUUUACCAGGAAGUGUGGAACCUCUUUCAGCAGAUCAGUGUUAAAGCAAGCUCAGUGGUUUACUCUGCCACAAAAGAUUACAAGGAUCAUGGAUACAGGCACUGCUCCUUAGCCGUCAUUAACGCCCUUGCUAACAUCGCUGCUAACAUCCAAGGAGAACACCUUGUGGAUGAACUUCUGAUGAACCUGCUGGAACUCUUUGUUCAGCUUGGGCUGGAAGGAAAGAGGGCCAGUGAGAGGGCAAGUGAAAAAGGACCAGCCCUGAAGGCUUCCAGCAGCGCUGGGAAUCUGGGUGUGCUCAUUCCUGUUAUUGCUGUGCUCACCAGACGCCUGCCACCCAUCAAGGAGGCCAAGCCCAGGCUGCAGAAGCUGUUCCGUGACUUCUGGCUGUAUUCGGUGCUGAUGGGCUUUGCUGUGGAGGGAUCAGGUCUCUGGCCAGAAGAAUGGUACGAAGGGGUGUGUGAAAUUGCCACCAAGUCUCCAUUGCUCACAUUUCCCAGCAAGGAGCCUCUUCGGUCUGUCCUGCAGUACAACUCCGCCAUGAAGAACGACACUGUGACUUCUGCUGAGCUGAAUGAGCUGCGGAGUACCAUAAUAAACCUCUUGGAUCCUCCUCCAGAAGUGUCAGCCCUGAUCAAUAAGUUGGACUUUGCCAUGUCUACCUAUCUCCUUUCUGUUUACCGCCUGGAGUAUAUGAGAGUGCUGCGUUCAACUGACCAAGAUCGCUUCCAGGUCAUGUUUUGCUACUUUGAGGAUAAAGCAAUCCAGAAAGACAAAUCAGGCAUGAUGCAGUGUGUGAUAGCUGUCGCCGAUAAGGUGUUCGAAGCUUUCCUGACAAUGAUGGCUGAUAAACCUAAAACAAAGGAGAACGAGGAGGAGCUGGAGAGACAUGCUCAGUUCCUGCUGGUGAACUUCAACCACAUCCACAAGAGGAUCAGGAGAGUUGCAGACAAAUACUUGUCUGGUCUGGUAGACAAAUUUCCUCACUUGCUGUGGAGUGGGACUGUGCUGAAGACUAUGCUGGAUAUUCUGCAGACACUGUCACUGUCUCUCAGUGCAGACAUUCACAAGGACCAACCAUACUAUGACAUCCCUGAUGCUCCUUAUAGAAUAACUGUCCCUGACACACAUGAGGCCAGAGAGAGCAUAGUGAAGGAUUUUGCUGCACGCUGUGGGAUGAUUCUGCAGGAGGCGAUGAAGUGGGCUCCCUCGGUGACAAAGUCUCACCUUCAGGAGUACCUAAACAAGCAUCAGAACUGGGUGUCAGGUUUGUCCCAGCACACAGGGCUGGCCAUGGCUACAGAGAGCGUUCUGCACUUCGCAGGCUACAACAGGCAGAACACCACUCUGGGCGCAACUCAGCUAACUGAAAGACCAACUUGUGUGAAGAAAGACUACUCCAACUUCAUGGCUUCUCUGAACCUGCGCAACCGCUAUGCAGGAGAGGUUUCUGGAAUGAUUCAGUUCUCAAAUGCUACAGGACGAACCUCUGACCUGAACAAACUGAUGGUCAAAGAGCUGAAUGAUGCUCUUGAAUCAGGCCACGCUCAAUUCUACACCCAGGCCAUGUUUAAGUUGACUGCACUGCUAAUAAGCAGCAAAGACUGUGAUCCCCAGCUCCUCCAUCAUCUGUGUUGGGGCCCCCUGCGAAUGUUCAAUGAACAUGGCAUGGAAACAGCAAUUGCUUGCUGGGAGUGGCUGCUUGCUGCCAAGAAUGGGAUAGAAGUGCCGUUCAUGCGGGAAAUGGCAGGAGCCUGGCAGAUGACAGUGGAGCAGAAGGUUGGCCUGUUUUCUGCUGAGCAGAAAGAAGCAGAUCCAUUAGCAGCCUCAGAAGAGAGCCAGCCAAGGCCUUGCCCGCCAGAGGUGACCCCACACUACAUCUGGAUAGAGUUUUUGGUGCAGAGGUUUGAAAUAGCCAAAUAUUGCAGUUCUGACCAAAUAGAGAUCUUCUCCAGCCUGCUCCAGCGCUCUCUGUCGCUCAACAUUGGAGGGGCAAAAGGCAGCCUGAAUCGGCACGUGGCAGCAAUCGGACCCCGAUUUAAGUUGCUGACCCUGGGACUGUCUUUGCUGCAUGCUGAUGUGGUUCCAAAUGCAACUAUUCGAAAUGUGUUGAGGGAAAAGAUUUAUUCCACUGCCUUUGAUUAUUUCAGUUGUCCCUCUAAGUUCCCUACACAAGGAGAGAAGAGGCUUCGUGAGGACAUCAGCAUAUUGAUCAAGUUUUGGACAGCAAUGUUCUCAGACAAGAAGUACCUGACAGCCAGCCAACUCGUGCCACCUGAUAAUCAAGACACCAGGAGCAACUUGGAUAUCAACGUUGGAUCUCGGCAACAGGCUACACAAGGCUGGAUAAACACUUACCCUUUGUCCAGUGGCAUGUCAACUAUAUCCAAAAAAUCAGGAAUGUCUAAGAAGACAAACAGAGGCACACAGCUGCACAAGUACUACAUGAAGCGGAGAACACUGCUGCUGUCACUGCUGGCUACCGAGAUCGAGCGCCUCAUCACGUGGUACAAUCCACUCUCUUCUCCUGAGCUAGAGCUGGAUCAGACUGGGGAGAGCAGCGUAGCAAACUGGAGGUCGAAGUAUAUCAGUCUCAGUGAGAAGCAGUGGAAGGAUAAUGUAAAUCUGGCUUGGAGCAUUUCCCCUCAUCUCGCUGUCCAGCUGCCUACCAGAUUUAAGAACACUGAAGCUAUUGGAACAGAAGUGACUCGGCUGGUUCGGCUGGACCCAGGAGCUGUUAGUGAUGUUCCUGAAGCAAUAAAGUACCUGGUUACCUGGCAUACCAUUGAUGCUGAUGCACCUGAGCUCAGCCAUGUUCUGUGCUGGGCACCCACAGACCCACCAACUGGCCUCUCCUACUUCUCAAGCAUGUAUCCACCUCAUCCUCUAACAGCUCAGUACGGGGUUAAAGUUCUGCGGUCCUUUCCUCCGGAUGCCAUUUUAUUCUACAUUCCCCAGAUCGUGCAGGCACUUCGGUAUGACAAGAUGGGUUACGUUAGAGAGUACAUCCUGUGGGCAGCUGCCAAAUCCCAGCUCUUGGCUCACCAAUUCAUCUGGAACAUGAAAACUAACAUCUACCUGGAUGAGGAAGGACACCAAAAAGAUCCUGACAUUGGAGAACUUCUGGAGCAGCUGGUAGAGGAGAUAACAGGCUCACUGUCGGGGCCAGCCAAGGAGUUCUACCAGCGGGAAUUCGACUUCUUCAACAAGAUCACCAACGUCUCAGCCAUUAUCAAGCCAUUCCCCAAAGGAGAUGAAAGGAAGAAAGCUUGUCUGAGUGCUCUGUCUGAGGUGAAAGUGCAGCCUGGCUGUUACCUGCCCAGCAACCCUGAGGCUAUUGUUCUGGACAUCGACUACAAAUCAGGAACUCCCAUGCAGAGUGCGGCGAAGGCACCCUACCUGGCCAAGUUCAAAGUGAAGCGGUGUGGAGUCAGUGAGCUUGAGAAAGAAGGUCUGCGCUGUCGUUCUGAUUCCAUAGAUGAGAGUGCAGAGGAGGGGGUGGACAGCAAGAAAAUCUGCUGGCAGGCAGCCAUCUUUAAAGUGGGAGAUGACUGCAGACAGGACAUGUUAGCUUUACAAAUCAUCGAUCUCUUCAAGAACAUCUUUCAGCUGGUGGGCCUGGAUCUUUUUGUGUUUCCAUACAGAGUGGUGGCCACAGCUCCUGGGUGUGGUGUUAUUGAGUGCAUCCCUGACUGCACGUCCCGGGACCAGCUGGGCCGGCAGACGGACUCGGGGAUGUACGACUACUUCACCAGGCAGUAUGGAGAUGAGUCCACCCUCGCCUUCCAGAAGGCUCGCUAUAAUUUCAUCCGCAGUAUGGCUGCCUACAGUCUGCUCCUGUUUCUGCUCCAGAUCAAAGACAGGCACAAUGGCAACAUCAUGCUGGACAAAAAGGGACACAUCAUCCACAUUGAUUUUGGAUUCAUGUUUGAAAGCUCACCUGGUGGAAAUCUGGGCUGGGAGCCUGACAUUAAGCUGACUGAUGAGAUGGUGAUGAUAAUGGGAGGAAAAAUGGAAGCAACUCCCUUCAAAUGGUUCAUGGAGAUGUGUGUCAGAGGCUAUCUGGCAGUCAGGCCUUACAUGGAUGCUGUGGUCUCGCUGGUUACCUUGAUGUUGGACACGGGGCUGCCCUGCUUCCGUGGGCAGACAAUCAAGCUGCUGAAGCACAGGUUCAGCCCCAACAUGACCGAACGGGAGGCUGCAACUUUCAUCAUCAAGAUCAUCCAGAAUUGUUUCCUCAGCAACAGGAGCAGGACAUAUGACAUGAUCCAGUACUACCAGAAUGACAUCCCAUACUGAGAGGCACUGGAGAGUCACUGCUGAAGUGAAACCUGCAACCCUGUGCCCUCACUGCAAGCUUGUACCGAGUAGGAGCUGCUCAGUCACACCUCACUGUCCCCAUCGUCCCUGUCUGUGUGUGUGGGGCCCUGGUUCCUGGCCAUGGCAACAACUGCUCCAGUUCAUUCCUUCCUCUGUACCGGGUUCUAGAUACUUCUGGUUUCCUCUGGAGUUGUUGAGUUGGGCUGCAAUCACAAGACAAGUAGUACCACGAUUAUCAGUGUGUGAAAGAGGCAGAGCCAGUGGGGUUCUAGGAGUUUUCAUGCAAUGCAAGGGUUUUCUAAUACCUUUAAAGAGUCAACAAACCCUUUUCCUGCACAAUCCCCCUCUAAAUGCUAUGGAAGGGAAGGGUGUGGAUUGCUCUUGGGAAGCAGAAAUGUUAACUUGGUCUGAUUUUACUGUAGAAAAAGCCUGAUAAUCAGCCAGGGCAGUGAUGUCUGUGUAGCUGUGUUCAUACUUUGCACUGUACAUGGUCCCUGUUACGUGGUCAGUAUUUCCUCUGUACAUGAAGAAUGUAUUUUUUCCUUUUGUGUGUUUUAAAAAAGAGACUCUACUGAAGAUAUAUUUAAUCUAUAAAAUGUAAUAAAAGACCUUAGAGUUUGGGUCUGGUUCAA
Pogoniulus pusillus (Red-fronted tinkerbird) is the source of this 7019-nucleotide messenger RNA. It is a transcript of the gene PI4KA, whose product is annotated as phosphatidylinositol 4-kinase alpha. Lineage: Eukaryota; Metazoa; Chordata; Aves; Piciformes; Lybiidae. The record is from RefSeq and is a predicted model, not a curated record. The coding region runs from base 1 to 6366 and encodes 2121 amino acids. The transcript has 55 exons. Gene Ontology annotation, molecular function: 1-phosphatidylinositol 4-kinase activity. Gene Ontology annotation, biological process: phosphatidylinositol-mediated signaling; phosphatidylinositol phosphate biosynthetic process. Gene Ontology annotation, cellular component: plasma membrane; cytoplasm.